AUGCCACCUCCUAAAGAUGGUCGAGGAGUUGGAGGUGGAAGCCUUAUGGAUACAUCUAGGGGAGUUACUCCGAGAGGAGCCCCAGGGGGAAGGGGACAAGCGAGAGAUGCCUCGCAGGGAGGCCAGAUAUUCGCCCUCGAACAUCUUGUGGACCCUGGUGCAACCCAUUCUUUUGUUAGCCCCACAUUUAUGUUUGGAAUUGAUGUGAAAGCCGAAAGGCUACCAUAUGACCCAGAAAUGAAAUCACCUACGGAUAACCAAUCUUUACUUGCCAACGAGAUGUAUAGGAACUGUGACAUUUGGGUUGGUGAGCAAAAAUUAGUAGUUGACCUUAUAAGUCUAGCCAUUAAGGAGUACGACGUUAUUUUAGGAAUGGAUUGGCUAGCUCAUUAUCAUGCUCGGGUAGAUUGUCGUAUGAAGGUGGUUGAGUUUUGCAUACCGGUUAACACCCUAGGAGAAAAGAGUAAGCUAGAAGAUACAGCGGUGAUAAAUGAAUAUCCAGACAUGUUCCCAGAGGAGUUGGUGUCUUUGCCACCUGAAAGAGAGAUUGAGUUUAAGAUUGAUUUAGCACCUAGAACUAAUCCCAUGUCAAAAAACCCUUAUCGAAUGGCACCCGUGGAACUUAAGGAGUUAAAAUUUCAAUUGCAAGACUUGCUAGAACCGGAAUUUAUAAAUGAGAGCGAGUCGCCAUGGGGCGCUCCAGUACUAUUUGUCAAAAAGAAGGACGAGCGUUGA
This is a messenger RNA of Coffea eugenioides, 735 nucleotides long. RefSeq lists its product as uncharacterized. The coding region runs from base 1 to 735 and encodes 244 amino acids. The transcript has 3 exons. NCBI's taxonomy places the organism in Eukaryota, Viridiplantae, Streptophyta, Magnoliopsida, Gentianales, Rubiaceae. The record is from RefSeq and is a predicted model, not a curated record.